UUGACUUGGUUUCUCUCUCCCAACUAGAUAGCUAGUAUAAAUUAAUUUUAAUUGCCAUAGAGCACUUGAUAUGUCCAAAGCAUCGUUACAGAGAGCGGAGCAGAGAUCUGCGCGCUGUUUGAACUUAAUUUGAAGAUCAAUACAUUCUGGGUUUUGCUUUGAGUCCUACAUCAUCCAAACGUUUCAGGUUGCUUAAUUAAGAUAGUGAAUCAAUAAAAUGGAGAGACAGGGGAAUAAUAACUCAUUUGAAAACAAAACUGCACAAGAAGAUUUGGCACUGUUGAUAGAAAGCGCAGAGCUUCCGGAAGAGUCUAGUGUGAAAGAGCAUUGUAUCUAUAGAGUACCUCAGAAAGUUCGCCAAAUAAAAGAAGCAGCAUAUACACCUCGUGUCGUUUCAAUUGGUCCCUUUCACCAUGGAAAAGAGAAAUUGAAAUUAAUGGAACCACUUAAAUUGGGCUACCUUAAGAGCUUUCUCCAAGGGACUGGGCUAACAUCACAGUAUUAUAUUAGCAAACUCAAAGAGUGGGAAUUAGGAAUUCGGAACUAUUAUGCUGAGAGCAUUCCACUUGAAAGUGAUGUUUUUCUGAAAAUGAUUCUAAUUGAUGCUGGCUUCAUAAUUGAGCUUUUCCUUAGAUAUUGUGACGUGCACAAUUGGGUAAAAAGAGACCCUUUGUUCUUAAAACCGUGGCUCGCAGAGGAUGUUGCCCACGACUUGAUCUUGCUUGAGAAUCAGCUUCCAUUCUUUGUUCUUGAAGGCUUGUUCAACCUUGCUACUGCCAAUUUUGUGACUGCUGAUUUGCCUACCUUUCCUCAGCUUACUUUAAACUACUUUGCGGACCUCAACCCGCAAAAACUACAACCUGAUGGUGUGAGUUUGCGACAUUUCACUGAUCUGCUGAGGAUAUUUUACUUACCACCAAGUGAAAGAUUACAAAAAAGAUCAAAAGUAGGCAAUAUAUUGGACCAUUUAUAUACUGCAAGUGAGCUAGUGGAGGCAGGAUUGAGGUUCAAGGUUGAUAAAACAAAAAAAAGCUUACUUGAGUUACAAUAUGAUAAGGGUGUCUUGACAAUACCACGCCUUGAUGUAUCUGAUAAAACUGAGUUUCAUUUUAGAAAUAUAGUUGCAUUUGAGCAAGAUCAUUACCCUUUUGAGACCUAUAUUACUGAUUACUUAAAAGUGUUGGAUUUCCUUAUCAAUACCAAUAAAGAUGUGGAUGUACUAGUUCAUAAGGGAAUUAUCACUACCUUAUUGGGUGACAACAGUGAAGUGGUUAUUAUGAUUAAUAGUCUCUGCUCGAAUCUCAUCCAGCUAAAUAUGAAUUGCGAGUACCUAUUCAUAUGUAAGCAGUUGAAUGAUUUCUAUGAGAAACCCGUUCGUAAAUGGAAGGCAAGCAUAAUACAUGACUACUUCAACACUGCAGUGAAAACAGCAAGUUCCAUUGCUACUAUUGUACUACUUAUACUUACCCUUGUUCAAACUAUUUGUUCUGUCCUCUCAGUACUCUAUUCUUAGACGGCUUCUAGUUUCAACUUUGAAUUGAUGUUGAAUGUUGGUGUACUCAUCAAAGAGUUCAAGUAGUAUUGUGCAUUUUAUUAAGAAAUAAAACUAUUAAUUAAUUUCACUGAUUUAAGGGCACUGCUUAAGUCCCAACAUUUCAAUGUUAGGCUUUAACCUUUCUUUCUCUUUUCCCCAUUAUAGCUUGGACAGUUGAUUGUGGAGGGUCAAUAGUGAGAUGAUCU
This is a messenger RNA of Diospyros lotus (date-plum), 1740 nucleotides long. RefSeq names its product UPF0481 protein At3g47200-like. Bases 218 to 1513 code for a protein of 431 amino acids. NCBI's taxonomy places the organism in Eukaryota, Viridiplantae, Streptophyta, Magnoliopsida, Ericales, Ebenaceae. The record is from RefSeq and is a predicted model, not a curated record. The transcript has 2 exons.